GUGUCGCGCGGAUCUCGACUCUGAAGGUCCGUGACACUUAACAUAUAUAGAAAAUUGGACACGUUAUGAUAGAUCGCAUCAAUUAUAAUGAAUGUCGCACCAAUUAGACUAAUUUGUAUGACAUUGAACAGUCCGAAAGAAUUUGUGAACUAAAAUCAUACCACAGCCAAAAAGCACAUUAUUUCCUUUUUCCCAUCUUAAACCUAUCCUUUUUUGGUUUUUUAAUUUUAAGGGAGAAUUAAAAAGCAAUCAAUUUGUAAAUAAGUUUAACCGAACCAUCAUACCUGCACUCCUAACUUUCCGUGUGCGCCUAAGUUUGAGUAAUUCUCAUAGACGAGAGCUUCCCUGUGUCACGGUUCUCUGACUGGUUCCUCCGAUUUCUUACUUUGUGUCAAUCCAUUUGUUAGUUUAUCUUUGUUGCAUUACACUGUGUAAGGGUUUGAUCUCCUUAUGGAAGAAGUGUUUCCUCCGUAUCAUGUUUUUAUUAAUCACAGAGGACCUGAUGUCAAGAAAACCCUUGCCAGCCACAUCUAUUAUGCUCUCGAAACGCAUGGAUUGAGGGUAUUUCUCGAUAAACAGGAAUUGCAAGUGGGGGAUUUCUUAACCCCUGCAAUUCAAUCUGCCAUUCGUAGUGCCUCCGUUCAGAUCGCCAUUUUCUCCAAAACAUAUGCGCAAUCCCCGUGGUGUUUGGAUGAGCUGGUAUGGAUGCUUGAUUCUGACCCUACUUCUAUUAAGAUCAUCCCCAUUUUCUAUGACAUCGAACCUUCAGAACUUCGUCAUGUGGAGAAGGGAGCAUAUGCCACAGCCUUUGAGGAGCAUAGAAGGAAAGGCAGGGUUACCGAUGAACGAGUGGAAAGCUGGAUAAAAGCCCUCGAUAAAGUUUCUGCUAUUUCUGGCAUCCCAUUCAGGACAGAGAUAGACGACCAUGGAGAGCGAUUGAAAGAAAUCGUAGAGACUGUAUUAGUAAAGGUAGGAAGGGAACAACUGCAUGUAUGUGAGUACCCUGUGGGAAUUCGCCAAGCGGCAGAGCAUUUCGAAAAGGUGGUUCUGAGUCGAAGUGAAUCAAAGAGCACCCACGUUGUAGGGAUUUUGGGGCUAGGCGGAUCGGGAAAGUCAACUCUGGCGACUCAUCUCUACAACUCCAUGUGUUCCCAAUUCCAGAGAUGUUGUUUCUUGUCUGAUGUGAGUAAAGAGAAAAUACCAUGUCUUCAGCAAACACUCCUCAGAAAUCUGCUGCGUGAUAAGAAUUUGCGUAUUGAGGAUUCGCGUAGAGGUAAGGCCAUGCUUCAAGAUCGUCUGCGAGGGUUGACACAUGUUUUGAUUGUUUUUGAUGAUAUAGAUAAUACAGAGCAAAUAGACAAUCUGUUAUGUGUAAAGGAUGUGUUGGGAAAUGGCAGUCUGAUUUUGGUGUCAUCUAGAGACCAAACUUUGUUUGUUAGUUCUAAAAUAGAAAUAUACAAUGUCAAAUUACUAGUUGAGAAACAAGCCCAAGAGCUAUUCUGCUGGUAUGCCUUUGGCAACCCCAAACCAGUCGACGAUUUGAAAGAUUUGGUGGAAGAGUUGGUUAGAAUGUGUGGUGGUUUUCCUUUGGCUUUGAAAAUUUUAGCAGGGCAGCUCUGUAAUGAACGUGACCCAAGAAAGUGGAAGCAGCAGUUGGAAAGCCUCCGUAAACAACUGCCGAAAGACGUACUACGAGGGAUAGUAAUGGAUAGCUAUGAAUCUCUUGACAUUAAAGAGAAAGAGGCCUUUUUAGACGUUGCCCAUUUCCUAAUGGGAGAAGACAGAGAUCUGGUGGAGAGGGUUAUGGAUGGAUUUAAUGAUAACGGUUUUCAAUGCCUUCAGACGCUCCGUCAGAAAUGCCUUGUGGAAUUUGAGCUUGCAGAUAUAAUUCGUUCAAGAGCGUUACAGGUUGAAAGCGUGGAUUGGAGUGUAGGUAUUUGGAGAAGAGCAAAGGGGAGAUUCAAAAUAAGAAUGCACGAUUUAGUGAGGGACUUGGCAAGACAAAUCGGCAGACAGGAGUUACCUCUUCGCCUCUGUUGUUCAAACGAUAAAAUGAUCCCCACACGGUACAAUGUCUUCACGCAACAGUACGGUGUACGAGGAAUUCGUGGAGAUGAAGACCACGAGUUGCCAGUAUUUUUGCAAAAUCAAGAAAUAAACGGGUUAAAGAUUCUAGCGGUUCAAAAUUCCAGUAUCCUGCAGCAAUUUAAUAGUGUGUCGGGAGACUUGAUAUGGCUUCGCUCGAGUGGAUCAAAGGACACUUCAAAUCAUUCUGCGCUCUCAUGGAGUUGUUUAAGGAAUAUUCCUUCUACUCUUUUACUGAGAAGUUUAAGAGUGUUGGAACUUCAUGGCGUUAGCCCUCAUGAUUUCUGCAACUUGUUUGAUGAUCGUGAGCCUCCUUCGCAGCUGCGUGCAUUCGAAGUCGCAUUCAAUCGAGAUUUUGGAAGCGCAAGCACGGGCACAGCUGGACCAUCCACAGCGGUGUUCAAAAAACAUGGUUCAACUUCAGAGUCAUUGCAGCCUCCAAUAGCUAUUGGACAGACGUUUCAGUCGUGGUUAGGAAAGCUGAAUUUCAGGAAUUUGGGUAAGAUAGUUUUACAAAAUAUUCCAGGCCUGAAAACACUUCCAAUUAAGUUUGAGGAAGUAAGAAAUCUGAGACAUGUAGACCUAUCUGGCUGCGGCGAUUUGGAGGUUUUGCCAGAAUCUUUUACUGAAGAGCUGUUGCAACUUCAGUAUUUAGCAUUGCGAGAUUGCAGGAAUCUUGUUCUCCAAGAUUUGGGAAAAAUCUCCACGCUUGAGUACCUCGACUUUCAGGGUUGCUCCAUGCUAAAGAAAAUGCCCAAAGGAACUGAGGUUCAGAAGUCUUUAAAGCAUUUAAAUGUGGUCCAUACUGAGCUGAGGAAAUUGCCUCACAAUCUUGAACAACUGGAAGAUCUGGAAGAACUACAUAUAGGGAGCUGGGGAUUGACAGAGAUGCCAUCUUCUCUAUAUAAUUUGAGCAGGUUAACAGAUUUAACUCUGAUAGGGUGCACUAAUCUACUUCUUAUUGCCAACUCUAUUGAAAAUUUAGUACAUUUGGAAAGUUUCAGAGUAUAUAAAUGUGGAAUGAGAGCGUUACCUGUAACAAUUGCACGGGUGAAUAUGAAAAUGUUGGAUGUUCAAGAAUGUCCACUUGAUAUGGAGCAGUUGCUGACAGGAGUGGAUCCAGGAAAUAUGCCUCUGGAUAAUUCUCAGGUGCAGGGAAGUAUUGGUCAGAGUGCUCGUCCAAAUCGCCCAGGUUGUUUAACAGAUUUAAUCAUAAGACACAGCUGCAUUCUAGAGAUAGACAUUCCUCAGGCCGAAAGUCUUUUUCCAAAACUUGAAAUUCUUGAUCUGUCCGACAAUCGUCUUUUGACAGAGAUUGGAAGGUUACCGGCCAAUUUGACGAGUCUGAAACUGACGAACUGUUCACAGCUGACAAGACUAGCAUGCCUCUCUAACCUGACAAGACUCAAAGUUCUUGACAUAAGCGGAUGUGGUGAACUAAGGGCACUUCAUGUGGUGGUGAAAUCAAUACAAGUUAUUAAAGCCAAUAGGUGUUGGCAACUGCGAAGCUUUCAGGGUCUGGAUCUAUUGGAACGGUUAUCCUUUUUUCAAAUCUCCGUUCGAGCAAGGGAGAUCCCCUUCUCAUUUCUCUAUCGUUUUCUGUUCGAAGGUAUAGAAAAAGAUGGAGGUCGAGUUUUAAAGGUGUUAGAGAAUUGCACGGAGGCUUCAUUUUUAAUAGAGGAUGUCAAGCUGAGCGGUGCAAUUUGGCUAUUACUUGUAACAGAUCCGAAUUCUGAGAUUGAAGUAUCAUUGCUUGGUCAUACUUACACCACCCACUCAUCCAGUUUGAAGAAUACAUUACAUGUACUGUUGUGGACAAGAGAUUCAGAAGUGUUUAAUGACUUUAAAUUCUCUAACGAUGAGGCAAUACAUUUCAACAUCAACGUACGCAACUCAUAUGGACGGGAUGAAUUUGAUAAGCCACUACUACGAAGGGGAUUGAUGGUAGAAGCCAUAAAUGGGCAGGUUUCUAAGGGGUUGUUUAAUUUAUUUGGGUUAUUUGAUUAAAUUUUGUAGUAAUUUGUAGAGUUGGUAAUUUCAUGAAUAUUAAAUUUUGCAUUUUGUA
Molecule: messenger RNA, 4150 nt
Organism: Cryptomeria japonica (Japanese cedar)
Lineage: Eukaryota; Viridiplantae; Streptophyta; Pinopsida; Cupressales; Cupressaceae
Product: disease resistance protein RUN1
Exons: 6
Coding region: 451-4092 (1213 amino acids)
Biological process (GO): signal transduction; defense response
Molecular function (GO): ADP binding; protein binding
Source: RefSeq, a predicted model, not a curated record